CACAUAUGCAUAUGUAGAAAUAUAAUAUCGAUAGAUUGUUUCCACAUUCAUCACAAAAUUUGACGUAAUAAAAUAAAAUAUAUAUAUUUAAUUUUUUUCAUUAUCCCAGCAGUUCGAAUCAUACAUUUCUUUCUUUAUAAUUGAAAAAGGCCAUUUGAUGUUUUGAGAAAUUUGAAUCAAUCCCCAAAAAAACAUAAUGAGGUUUCCUAAGAAUAGAAAGGUCUUUUGGAAUUUGGCCAAAAGUUCUGUCUCACAACAGACGCAAAACACUUUCACCAACCAAUUGUUUUUGGCCAGAUUUAGCAGCACCUUAAAAAGUGCAAAGCAGACAAAUCUCUUGCCUUACCAUGUCUUACCACUUGAAGAAACGCUAACACGGUUUAUGAACAGUGUCGAACCCUUGUUAUCUGCAGAGGAGCUAAAGAAGCAAAAAGUAAUUACCGACGACUUUUUAAAGAGGCAGGGAAAAGAUCUGCAAGAACUUUUGGAAAAAGCUGGCAACGAGGAGAGAAAUUGGCUAGCGCACCGUUGGUUAAAAACUGCUUAUUUAAAAUAUCGAUCCCCGGUUACUGUAUUUGUCAGUCCUGGCAUGACCUUUCCUAGGCAAAAAUUUAAUGACGCUGAAUCAUUUAUCAAAUAUGCAUCUAAAGUUAUUUUUGGAUUAGGUGAGUUUAACAAUAUGGUGCACGCAAAUAAGAUUCCAAUCGUUAAGAUGGGUAAAUUGGAAUUGGAUAAUAGCCAGUUUGGAAAAGUAUUUGGAACUUGUCGCAUUCCAAAACGAGGUACCGAUGAAUUAGUAUAUAAUCCAUGCGCUGACUACGUUGUGGUCAUUUAUAAGAACCAUUUCUACAAGUUGAAUAUAUACAAUUCAAUGGGAGAACUAAUUGCUGCUGACAAUCUGGCUGAAGAACUGAAAAACAUAAUCGCAAAUGAAUCGAAACUUGGUGUACCGUAUGGAAUUUUGUCUACCGACUCAAGAGACAACUGGGCUGAAGCUUAUGAGCACUUAUCAAAUUAUCCUCGCAAUAGGGAUGCUCUUAAAUCCAUUCAAGGCGCAAUGUUCACUGUAUCCCUUGAUGAGUGUACUAGUAUAAAGGAAGACGAAGAGGACGAAGAAUUGAUAUUAUCAUUAAUUCACGGGAAUGGCAGCAAAGUAAACAGCGGUAAUCGGUGGAUGGACAAAACGAUUCAACUUGUGUUGAACCCCAAUGGAAAUGUGGGGUUCACUUAUGAGCAUUCACCAGCUGAGGGUCAGCCCAUCGCCAUGAUGAUGGACUAUGUAGUUAAAAGAAUAAAAGAGGAUCCAAAAUUUGGUGAGGACGGAUCAACAAACGCUACACCUGCUGAAAAAAUAGAGUUUUGUCCUCUAAAUGAAUGCAUUGAGCAAUGGCUUGUUAUUGCGCAAAAGAACAUUGACAAACUUGUGAAUAAUCUGCAGAUGAAAGUUCUUAAAUUUCAAGGUUAUGGCAAGGACUUUAUAAAGAAACAAAGGUUGGGACCAGACAGUUUUAUACAAAUAGCAAUGCAACUGGCCUUUUAUAGAUUGCAUGCAGAACCAGCAGCGCAAUAUGAGUCUGCUCACUUGCGUAUAUUUGAUGGCGGUCGUACAGAAACAAUACGAUCCUGCUCUAACGAAUCCCUCGAUUUUUGUCGCUCAAUGCUAGACUUCAAAUUCACAGACCAAGAACGUGCUGAAAAACUUCGCAAAGCCGUGGCGGGGCACCAAUUGUAUGCAAAGUUGGCCCUACAAGGAAAAGGUGUUGAUCGUCAUCUUUUCGGAUUGAAGCUGAUGGCUCUUGAGAACGGUCUGCCUAUUCCCGAUUUCUUUUCGUCACCAGGAUUUAUAAAGUCUUCAAAUUUUCGUGUGUCCACAUCGCAAGUGGCCACGAAAUAUGAAGCUUUUAUGGGAUACGGACCAGCUGUAGAUGAUGGCUAUGCUUGUUGCUAUAAUCCGCGCGAACAUGAUAUCAUUUUGGCCAUAUCUUCUUGGCGACAUUGUGAGAUUACAAACCACAUAAAGUUUUCCAACAGUCUUGAAAAGAGUUUUUCCCAAAUGAGAGCUGUGCUUGAAAAUUGUUCAGAUUCCACGAAAAACAUUUCCAACCCUAAAAGCAAAUUGUAAAGUGUUAACAAAAAUAA
This is a messenger RNA of Drosophila ananassae, 2139 nucleotides long. RefSeq names its product carnitine O-acetyltransferase. The record is from RefSeq and is a predicted model, not a curated record. Lineage: Eukaryota; Metazoa; Arthropoda; Insecta; Diptera; Drosophilidae. Gene Ontology annotation, biological process: carnitine metabolic process, CoA-linked. The transcript is spliced from 6 exons. Gene Ontology annotation, cellular component: peroxisome. The coding region runs from base 197 to 2122 and encodes 641 amino acids. Gene Ontology annotation, molecular function: carnitine O-acetyltransferase activity.